Messenger RNA from Mesorhabditis spiculigera, 444 nucleotides. The record is from the annotation of a GenBank genome assembly. Lineage: Eukaryota; Metazoa; Nematoda; Chromadorea; Rhabditida; Rhabditidae.
AUGAACCCUGUACUGAUCAUGAUAGCCAUUGGAUCGGUAGUGGCAAUUGAGCAACGCGAUGUGCCGGAAUCCAUGGUGUACAAUUUGUUUGACGAUUUCUGGAAGACCGUGAAGCAAAACAAGGUUCUGUCCGUACUGAUCGUGUUCGCUCUCGGAGUCAUUGCCAAGUGGUUUGACUCUUUGUACAAGAAGUCGACCGAGCUGAUUGAACGAGGAAUGUGCUGCUGCUGUUGUGGACCGAACUGGGCAAGGUGUGUCCAACACUGGAAGGCGUAUGACAUCGCCAAAAUUUUGCGCUGGAUGCAGCCCCGGAAGCCCAGCCGAACGCCUUGCGAGCACACCAUGGAGCUGCGACCGAUGAGCGCACAGAGUACCACGACGACAAGUACACAAACCGCGGGGCCCCCUCGUGAACCGCAACACACGACGAAAGUUGAAGAGCAC